Messenger RNA from Plasmodium gaboni, 5832 nucleotides. Its product is annotated as DNA polymerase alpha. Lineage: Eukaryota; Apicomplexa; Aconoidasida; Haemosporida; Plasmodiidae. Gene Ontology annotation, molecular function: DNA replication origin binding; DNA-directed DNA polymerase activity; chromatin binding. Bases 1 to 5832 code for a protein of 1943 amino acids. The record is from RefSeq and is a predicted model, not a curated record. Gene Ontology annotation, biological process: mitotic DNA replication initiation; leading strand elongation; lagging strand elongation. The transcript is spliced from 5 exons. Gene Ontology annotation, cellular component: alpha DNA polymerase:primase complex.
AUGAGUAGUGUAUUUGAUAAACUUAAGAAACAGAGAUCAAAGGAAUGCAAAGCAACAGAUUUUUAUGAGGUUAAAAAUAAAAAUGACGAAAUAUAUGAAGUAGUAGAUGAGGAGGGGUAUAUGAAAAAUAAAAGGUCCUUACAAAAUUUUAUAGUUGGAGGUGAUAAAGAUUUUGAUUCAAGUGAUGAUGUUAUUGUGGAAAAUAUUAAUUUUACUUUAUUGAAAAAAAAAAAUGUUGAUAAAGAACCCAAGGUCAAGAGAAAUCAAACGCUAGAUGAUUUCAUACGAGAAAAGAAACUUAGAAAAACUUUAUCAGGAAAUAAAUUAAGCAAAGAAGAAAUUCACAAAACAAAAAAUAUUGAAGAACUAAUGGAUCAGAAUACUUCAAGUGAUAGUGAUGGCGAAUUCAGGACACGAAAAAGGAAAACUAGAGAAUCCUAUGAAAAUAGUAUGAAUAAAAAUAUGAACAAAUCAAGUUGUUAUAUUAGAAGUAAAGAUUAUGAAUAUAAUAUAUAUGAUAUGAAAUAUGCAAAUGAAUAUAAUAAACAAAUAAUCGAAAAUAAUAAUAUGAAUAAUAUUAAUAAUUAUAAUAAUAAUUAUAAUAAUUAUAAUGAUAUGUCUUUUGUUAAUAAAGAUAUAGAUUAUUCUAAGCAUAUUAAAGUAAAGAAUGAAAAAGAAGAUAUAGAUACACAUCAACCAAAUGAUAUACAUAGAGAUGUAGGAUCGCUUCUUAAAAAAAAAGAAAUCUAUGUUAAAAAAGAAGAAGAACGAAAUAUAGUAAGUGGUGAUAAUGAUGACGAGGUAAUCGAAAUAAAAAAAAAAAUACAUCUCAUGAAAAAUGAAUCAGAAGUUAAAAAAGAAAAUGAAAUUAAACAAGAUGAAGAAAAAAUGAGAGAAGAAAAAGAAAAAGAAAAAGAAAAAGAAAAAGCCCUCCAAAAUAAUAACAUAAACAAUAAUAACAUAAACAAUAAUAACAUAAACAAUAAUAAUAUAAACAAUAAUAAUAUAAACAAUAAUAAAAUAAACAAUAAUAAUAGCAAUAUUAGUAAUAACCAUGUGGAUGAUUUUUAUAAUGAUUAUAUCUUAAAUGAAAUGAACAUAUCACCACUAUUUAUUAAAAUAGAAAAUGAGACGUUAAAAAAAGAAGAAAAGAAAUUAAAAGAAAAUGAUAUAAAUAAUAAUGAUGAUGAAGAUAUAUUAGAAAAUGAUAUAGACUCUGAAAUGUUAAAAAAUAAAUAUGAGCAAUUAAUAAGAUAUGAAGAAAAUAAUAAUUCAUUUGUAAAUGUAUAUAUAUUUGAUAUAUGUAAACAUAGAAAUAGUAUAAUAUUAUUUGGUAAAACUUUAACUAAGUUUAAAAAAUAUAAAAGUAUAAGUAUAUUUAUAGAAAAUUUAGAUCGAUAUUAUUAUUUCUUAUUAAAUAAAAAUAAAGUAUAUUAUGAAAAUGGAGAAGAAAUAAAAUAUAAUCAUGAUAAAUUUAAAAUUCAUAUUAUGUCUGAAUUUUUAGAAGAAUUCAAAAUAAUAAGAGAAUAUCAUAAUAUAAAAAUGGCAAAAUAUAAAAUAGUUAAAAGAAAAAAUUUAAAUUUAUCUUCAUAUGAUGAAGAAUUAUAUAUAAAAGUUUUAUAUUCUUAUAAUAAUGAUCCUAUACAUGAGAAGUUUCAAAAGGGUAGUUCAUAUUUAUCAUUCUAUUGUUGUAAUGAAGAUAUUGUAGAAAAUUUUAUUAUAAAGAAGAAUUUAAAAUUACCUUGUUGGUUAAAAAUAAAAAAUUUAAAAAAAAAUGAUUUAAGUAAUUUAACCUAUUGUUAUUUUGAUUGUAUAGUUGAAGAUAAAAAAAGUAUAUUAUUGUGUGAUAAGAUUCAUGAGAAGAAAGUUGAUAUAAAUAAAAAUAUAGACGACCAAAACAACACAAAUAUAUACAACAACAUCAACAACACAAAUAUAUACAACAACAGCAACAACACAAAUAUAUACAAUAAUAAUAAUAAUAGUGGUAGUAAUAGUAGCCUUGGAAGAGUUAUAAUAUCUGAUGAUGGACCAAAAAAAAUAGAACAAACUUAUCAACAACUCACAGAUAUUAAUUUAAAUAAAUUAUAUAUAAAAGUUGUUUCUUUAUUAAAUGAAGAAAAUAUACAUGAGGUUUUUAGUAUAUGUAGUUUAGUCCAAAUAGAUAAAUUGAAAUAUAUAAAUUUCUGUGGUAUUUCUAAAAAAUGUUUAAAGAAAGGAACAAUAAAUUAUAAUAAAAGCUUAUGUAAAUUAUUUGAUAAUGAAAAAGAAUUAUUACAUACAUUUUUAGAAAAAAUUAAAGAUCUAGAUAUAGAUAUAUAUAUAGGUUAUAAUAUACUUAAUUUUGAUCUAGAAUUUUUAAUACAUAGAUGUAAUAUUCAUAAUUUAAAUUCUUAUAUAUUAAGUAGAAAAAAAAAAAUGAAAAAAAAUGAAAAAAUGAAAGUUAAUAAAUUUAAUGGAACCAACAGCACUGGAUCAAUGUAUAAUAUCAUACAAAAUAUAAAAGGAAGAUUAAUUGUUGAUAUAUAUCUUUUAUGUAAAGAUUCUAUUAAAUUAACAACUUAUUGUUUAGAUGAAAUUAUAGAUCAUGUCAAAAAUAAAUUCCAAGACAAAUCCAAACAACCAACAAAUAAAACAACAAAUAUUAAUAAAACAACAAAUAUGAACAAAACAACAAAUAUGAACAAAACAAAUAAUAUGAACAAAACAGAUUAUACACGUCAACAAAGUGUUGUCAGUCAAGAAAGUGUCACCAGUCAAUCCACACAAAGUAGCCAAGUUAAUCAUACAAAUCAAGUGAACUGUGUCAAAAAUGAAGAUGAUAUACAUGCUUCAAACAAAACUACAAGUAAUCAAGAUAUUCCUACUGAUGUUGCUUCAACGAACAGUCAUAAAAGUAAUACACACAUAAAUAUCUUCAAAGAUUUUCUAGUAAAUAAUAUUAACCUAAUAAAUUGUAGCAAUAUACAUUUAUAUGAUGCUCAAUCCAUUAUUGAAAACCAUUUAAAUACAUAUAUAAACAGCCAAAUAUUCUGUAUUAAUGAAACAGUUAAUGUAUGUAAUAUAUUACAAAUAAUCGAAAAAACAAGAGACUUGACAAAAUUAAGUGGUUAUAUAUGGAUGAGAAGUUUAUUAUGUUAUACAAGUGAACGGGUUGAAUUCUUUUUAUUACAUGAAUAUAAUAAAAAAAAGUUUAUAACACCUAUAAUAAAAAAGAAAGCUAAAAAAAUUGAAAACAAUCAAAUGAAAAAUAAAAACACUGCCAAAUAUCUAGGUGGGUUAGUAUUAGAUCCUUUAUGUGGUUACUAUGAUACAUUUGUGUUGUAUUUAGAUUUUAAUAGUUUAUAUCCAUCCAUUAUUAUAGAAUAUAAUGUAUGUUUUAGUACCAUCAAAUUAAAAAAUAGCGAACUAGCCAUAGAAAACACUAAAGAGAACACAAAAAUGAAUGGCAACAACGAUAAUGAUGAUUAUAAAAAUUUUCGUGAUGAUGACAAAAUUUAUCGUGAUGAUGACAAACUUUAUCGUGAUGAUGACAAAAUUUUUCGUGCCGAUGAGAGUUACUAUAAUGAUAACAAUUAUAACAAAUUAGAAGAUGAGAACCAACUAGAAAACAAUGUCGAAAUAGACGAAUUCGAUAAAAGCAAACAAGGUAUUUUACCUUGUAUUUUAAAAUCGUUAGUAGAAAAGAGAGCAGCUAUUAAAAAAUUAAUUGCAAAUGAAAAGAAUAAAGAAAAGAAAGAAUUAUUAUUAAUUCAAUCAUUAUCAAUAAAACUAAUUAGUAAUAGUAUUUAUGGUUGUUUAGGAAAUACAAAUAAUAGAUUUUAUGCAAAACAUAUAGCUUCUUAUAUAACAUCCAAAGGUAGAAAUUUAUUACAGCAUACAAAAUUUAAGGUCGAAAAAGAAUUUAAUCUAAAGGUUAUAUAUGGUGAUACAGAUUCUAUUAUGAUAGAUACUGGCAUUAAAGCUAACAAUAUUAAUAAUUAUAAAGAAUCAUAUAAAUUAGCACAUCUUAUAAAAAAUAGUAUAAAUAAAAAUUAUAAAAAAUUAGAAUUAGAUCUAGAAUGUAUUUUUAGUAAAUUAUUAUUAUUGAAAAAAAAAAAAUAUGCAUGCGCUAAAGUAAUAGAUAAUAAUUUAGAAAAAUAUGAAUAUGAAAUGAAAGGAAUCAAUUUUAUUAAAAGAGAUUUUAGUAAGAUAUCUAAACUAAUUGGUAAUGAAGUAUUAAGAAUUAUAUUUACAAAUAGAGACAUCGAUUCAAAAAAUAUGCCAGUUCUUUAUGCAAAUGAUUUAUCUGAGCAAAUACAUGAGUAUUUAAGAACAGUAAACCAGAGGAUACAAAACGAUGAAUUCGAUUUGGACUAUUAUAUUAUCACUAAGAAGCUAACUAAAAACGUAAAUGAAUAUCAAGAUAAGAAUUCAUUAGGACACGUACUUGUUGCUGAAAGAAUGAUAAAAGAUGGAUAUAAUAUUUGUAUAAAUAAAGAAAUUCAAUAUUGUGUAUGUGUAAGUGAAGAUGCUUCUAGGUUUUAUAAAAAGCCAAGUGAGAAAUUAAAUAAUUCUCAAUGUUGCUUUAGUGUAAAUGAAAUAAAAAAAUAUAAUUUAAAAAUCGACAAAGAAUAUUAUAUAAGGAAUCAGAUUCUUUCUCCUAUUAAUAGAUUAUGUCAAUAUAUUGAAGGUACUAGUGCUGAAAAAUUAUCAUCAUGUUUUAAUAUUCACGAUGUUAAAGAAAUAAAAACAGAUAAACAAAUUGAAGAAAAUUAUUUAGAAACAAAUGUAUUAUCAUUAUUAAAUGAAUCAGAAGAAAGAUUUAAAGAUAUUCAUUUAAAAGGAUUCUUAAUAUGUUCAAAUUGUUUGCAUAAUGUAAAACCAAAUAUAUUUAUUAAAUAUUUUAAAUGUAAUAAAUGUCUUACAUAUUUAUCUAUAGAACAAAUACGAAAUUAUAUAUUCUCAUUUAUUCAUCACUUAUGUAAUACAUUCUAUAAACAGUUAUAUAUAUGUCAAGGAUGCACACUCAAAACAAGACGUAUAUUCUUAAAAGACGAUAAAAAUUGCCCAAAUAUUAAUUGUGAAUAUAAUAAAAAUUCUUUAAAACCUUUAAUAUCGAAAAAAUAUAUUUAUUUAAUAUUAGAGUAUUUCCUAUUCUUAUUAAAAGACAAUCUAAAAAAAAUACCUUCCAGUUUGAUUGAAAAAACAAAAUCGGAGCUAUCAAAUGAAAAGGAUCAAACAAAGAAAGAAAAUAAUAAAACAACGGAAGAAAAUAACAAAACAACGGAAGAAAAUAACAAAACAACGGAAGAAAAUAAUGACACAGUCGAAGAAAAUAAUAAAACAAACAAUCAGAAAGAAGAAGAAAAAGAUCAUAACGGUUCUAUAUUAAAUUCCCCUGAUGAUAUAAAUAAUAAAUAUUCAGAAAAAAAUAAUCGUAACAUAUACAAUAAUAAUAGUAAUAAUAAAGAUGUAGAGAGUGAAGAAUAUUGUAACGAUUUUAUUGUUUGUCUAUGUAUAGAUGAAGGUUUUAAAACUUAUAUUCUUCAUGAUGAUAUUAAUAAAUAUAAAAAUAUAAAAAUUGAAGCAUAUGAUGAUAUAUGCAAAUAUAGAGAAUUAAGUGUUAAUAUAACCAAAGGAUUAAAAAUGAAAUAUCCAAAUAUAUCUAACUUUCUUUCAUAUCUAAAUUUAAGAACUAAUGUUUUUUUUAUUAAUUAUAAUGAAGAAAGAGAUAUCAUCAGAAAUUCAAUCAAAUAUAUUGUGCACAAUAAUAUAUAUUCACAAAUCUUUUUUGAUCAAGUCUUUUCAAUCUUUCAUUUACCUUUAUCAUCACACAUAACAGAAAUGUAA